AUGAUCCAAGGGGUGCAUUUCGGCGAAGAUAUCAGACGGUUAAAAAAGGAGAAAACUACAGCCAAUGGGAAAUUACAACAUUUAAACCCGUUUCUCGAUAAGGAUGAUAUACUCCGAGUCGGAGGUCGACUCAAACACUCCACAAUGCCAUUUGCACAAAAACACCCAAUUAUACUACCAAAAUCAUUCGUCACAGCUCUCAUAAUUGAAAACGAACAUCGCAUGCAUCUCCACUCCGGCACACAGACUACGUUAUACGCCGUGCGACAGCGUUAUUGGCCAAUCGAUGGUCGCAGUCAAGUUUGGCAGAUAAUUAAGAAAUGCGUUCGAUGUUGUCGAGCUCACCCACCACCGAUCAACUACAUUAUGGGUAAUCUACCCGAAGCAAGGAUCACCGAAUCGCGACCUUUCACUAACGUAGGAGUCGAUUAUUGCGGGCCGUUCCUAAUCAAAGAACGCAAACAUCGGAAUCGGACGAAUGUGAAGGUGUACGUGGCCAUCUUUAUCUGCCUUGCCGUGAAAGCGGUUCAUAUCGAGCUCGUCAGCGACCUCACGAGUGAAGCGUUCAUCGCUGCAUUACGACGAUUCAUUGCUCGCCGGGGUUAUUGUAUGAAUAUACAUUCAGACAACGGCACGAAUUUUGUUGGAGCUUCCAACGAGUUGCGCGAAUUACGGAACCUGUUGCAAAGCGACGAUCACCGCGACAAGGUAAAAUCUUUUUGCAUCGAGAAACAGAUAGAGUGGCAUUUCAUUCCCCCACACGCACCACAUUUCGGAGGUCUGUGGGAAGCGGCCGUAAAAUCUUUUAAAUAUAACCUCAAACGCGUCGCAGGUGCUGGUAUAUUCACAUACGAAAAUUUCAACACGCUAAUCAUUGAAAUAGAAUCGAUUCUGAACUCCCGACCCCUCACUCCUCUCUCAUCCGAUCCCAACGAUUUACAAGUCCUAACGCCUGGUCAUUUCCUAAUUGGCGACGCGCUAACGAGUCUUCGAGAAAGAGAUUUCAGGGAUACGCCAUCAAACCGUUUGUCCAGUUGGCAACACGUCCAAAAACUCAAACAGAACUUCUGGACCCGAUGGUAUCGGGAAUACCUGAAUGAACUGACCCGGCGCAAUAAAUGGAGCAAGGGGAGUCACCAAGUCCGAGACGGCACCGUGGUCCUUCUUAGAGAGGAUAAUGUGCCAUCCAUGCAGUGGCCACUAGGACGCGUAAUCAAGGUCCACCCCGGUAGCGACGGCAUUGUCCGUGCGGUGACAGUCAAAACCGCCACGACUAUCUUGGAUCGCAGCAUCAAGCGUCUCGUCCCGUUGCCCAACCAAUCCAGCCAGGACGAACCCACACAACCAGUACUCGAGGGAGAAGAUCACUAGUACACUACAAUACUAACUAAAUCAGAACACUCUACACAGAUUUACAUUCAUACAUACACGUAACAUAUCAUUUUGAUCGGUCCCCUCUCAACGGGGGGAGGAUGUUCCAUAGCACACGGAAUCUUGCUAUGUUCUAUAUUACUCAUCGGUGAGGUCCGUUAGAAACGGUGCCGGGGGCAACCGUUUCGGGCCGGGUGCAAAAUCGAUCGAUUGCACGUGUCGCGGAAUAUUCUCGGUCCUCGAAGGCCCGAGAAUGUUCCGCGGCGCGCGCCUCGAACUUUUGCACCCGGCGCGAAGAAAAUCCAAAAGACGAUCGGGACCAGGGGUAUAUAGCCAGGGUCCCGAUCGCCGGGCGGUACUUGAUUUCUGACCAGUAUACCACGCACUCGGUAUCGUAACACAAAACGCGAAACAAUAUUCACGAACACAAUUUAAUUAUUAUACAAAAAUAUAUAGUUUUUCCUGCACACGUUGUCCAGAUUAUUUCAAACCCAAUUAAUCCCAACGGACUUAACAGGACGUAGGGAUCUUAAACGUACAUUCUUCCGGGUGUCGAAAAUAUUCGUGACGAGGACUUACGACCCUCGUCGACGCGUCACACAGCAAACGCGUCUCAUCCGCGGAGUGUACGAACAGCGCCGAAUGCAUCAAUACGAAGCAACUCUUGGAAUAAAAUUAGUCAUGAACGUAAAAAUUACGAAUCUCGUGAUCGAAGAACAAAAUUCUAAAAGCAAUAGUAUGCAUUACAAUUUGAGAUUUUAUUUUGGUACCAAACACGCCAAAGUGGAUUUUAUUUUAUUAUAUAUUAGUACGGGGCAAUAAAGUAGUAUUGCUUGGCAAGUUCGAUUAAUUUUAUUCCGAGAAUCGUUUUGUGCUGGUAUUUUCGGCAGCGGAAGUCUGGGUAGCUUUUGCUAAUUUUGAAACGACCCCAAACUUACGGACAGCGACAUACUUCGACCUACAGAUAGUUAAACUUUAAGUGGACAUUCGCAAUUAAUUCUGGGACUGGUUCGAUCAAUAAUUCCUAGAGAAAACUAUGUUCGUUGCCGCGCAACACGCACGCUUCCUUUCCCCAAUCCUCCAGAAGCUUCUUCGUUCACGAAACAUCGAAGAGAGAGAUGCUGGCUUUGGUAUAAUCGGUAAUCUCUCCUAAAUAACACUCUGUAAAUGCUAAAUCGAUAAAAAAUACUAUUCUUCCUGUAUAUACAUGCGCACGUUAAAACGCCAGGAGCACGGUCGGACAUUGCUCUGGCUAAUCUCUGCGGGUCAAAAUUGAAGAGAAUGACAAGAGCUACCGUUCGUUUGGUCUAUUCAAUUGACUUUUCGUUCGUUAUCGCAAGAAAGAAAAAAAAAGAAUGUGGCGAUCGACGGCCACGAGGUUCCUAAAAUGAAUCCAAGCGAGCUGUUGGCUCGCGUUGGACGAGGGUGUCCUUAAAAAUAAUACUUUGUCAAACUAGGUCCCUUCAGUUUUGACCCAACAAAUCAUUCCCCUCGAGACGUACAAUUACGUUAAUUGUAAAUUACACUCGUCGACACGCAAAAGUUGCUCUAAUUAACACGCUCGCUGUCGCUGCAGUGUCCUUGCAAAAUUACCAUCAAUUUCGAUGAAAUAACGAUUAAUUGACAGCGGACGCCUUAACGCUUCAAUCGUGCUAAUACAACAAAUAUAGAGUGUUCCUGAGCUGCAAACCAGUGACUCAUGAAACGCGGUUAAUAAAAAAAAAAAAAAAUAAACAAAGAAAUAAGUAUAUUCAACGGUACAUUGUAUUUCGGUUUAAUGUCAGCGCUGUACGAAAAGAAAAUUUCUUCCAACUUCUUUUGCCAAGAAAAUAACACCGUCAAGUCUUAAAUACAUAGUAAAGAAAGAGUUAAAACAAAAAUUCAAUCGGUAGUUGUAUAAUAUUCAGUCUAUAAUCGACUUGGAACUUUCACGGAUCUUUCCUGUUCUCAGCCAAACGAACAUAAACGAUCACACUAAAAAUCAGUGAACAUUUUCCAAUCACUUAACCGCGAGUCGUCGGGUCAGUUUGAUCUGCCGCUUGGAGUCUACUUUAAUAUUUCACGUUUGUUUCUAAAGGCAUUGUUUAUACAUUAAAUCACGUACUCCUGGAAUGAUCCCUUUCUCUCAAUUGCGCCUUGAAUUGAUCGGUAAAUUCUGCUUCGAUUCGUUUCAUGCCGUCUCUCGAUUAGAGAAUUACUAUUACACCGACGAACACUGAACGUAAAUCGUAAACGAUCCAGAGAAACUCAUGCGGAACUGAUGCUCCUUAUA
Messenger RNA from Colletes gigas, 3643 nucleotides. RefSeq lists its product as uncharacterized. The transcript has a single exon. Gene Ontology annotation, molecular function: nucleic acid binding. Gene Ontology annotation, biological process: DNA integration. The record is from RefSeq and is a predicted model, not a curated record. Bases 1 to 1371 code for a protein of 456 amino acids. NCBI's taxonomy places the organism in Eukaryota, Metazoa, Arthropoda, Insecta, Hymenoptera, Colletidae.